CCGGCCAGCGGGCGGGCGGGCUGCAGGGGCGGGGAGGUGGGACCGGCGAGAGGGGCGGCCGUGGGGCCCGGCCGGGCUGGGGCGGGGGGCCGCAGCCAUGAUCCGGGCCUUCUCGUUCCCGGUAAGCCCGGAGCGGGGCCGGCUGCGGGGAUGGUUGGAAGGCAGCCUGGCCGGGCUCUGCGAGUUGCAUUGGCUCCGAGAGAGGCAGGAGUACCGCGUGCAGCAGGCGCUGCGGCUGGCCCAGCCCGGGAUGGGGGGCGCCGAGGCCGAGGACGAGGAGGACGCCGAGGAGGACGAGGAUGCGGCAGCGGCGCGCAGGGCCGCAGCGGCCCUGGAGGAGCAGCUGGAGGCCCUACCUGGGCUCAUCUGGGACCUGGGCCAGCAGCUGGGAGACCUGAGUCUGGAGUCUGGGGGUCUGGACCAGGAGAGUGGGCGCAGCUCGGGCUUCUAUGAAGACCCCAGCUCUACCGGAGGCCCGGAUUCACCACCCUCCACCUUUUGUGGGGACAGUGGCUUCUCCGGAUCUGGCUCCUAUGGACGCCUGGGUCCCUCGGACCCCCGGGGUAUCUAUGCCAGCGAGAGACCCAAGUCCCUAGGUGACGCCAGUCCCAGUGCGCCAGAGUCGGUGGGCACCCGGGCUGCGGUGCCUCGCUCCUUCUCGGCUCCCUACCCGACGGCAGCGGGCCCCGAGGCCUGUUCGUCGGCGGAGCGGCGUGCGCGCACGGGGCCCUUCCUGACGCCCAGCCCGCUGCACGCGGUGGCACUGCGCAGCCCACGGCCGAGCGGACGGGCGCCCUGCGGCUCCCCGGACGCCGGGGCGGCCGGCCGGCCCCUGGACGGCUACAUCUCGGCGCUCCUGCGCAGGCGCCGCCGCCGAGGGGCGGGCCAACCGCGUACGAGUCCCGGGGGCGCGGACGGGGGCGCGCGGCGCCAAAACGGCGCGCGCCCGCGGCCGCCCGAAGCGUCCCCGCCCCCCGGGGGCGCGCGACCCGCGCGGGAGCCGUCGACGGAGCGCGCCUGGGCCACGGCGUGGGAGGCGGAGGCUGCACCCGAACCUGCGCCUCCGGCCGCCGCAUCGCCGCCCUCCAGCCCGGCUGAGGGUCGCCUCGUGAAGGCGCAGUACAUCCCGGGCGCGCCUGCAGCCUCCAGGGGCCUUCCUGGCCGCGCCGCGCGCCGCCGGGCUCCGCCGCUCACGCGAGGCCGCAGCGUGGAGCAGUCCCCGCCCAGGGAGCGGCCACGCGCUGCGGGCCGUCGGGGCCGCCUGGCCGAGCCGUCGGGGCGUCGGGGCUCCCCGAGGGCGCGGAAAGCGGCGCGCUCGCAGUCCGAGACCAGCCUGCUGGGCCGCGCGCACGCCGCCCCGCCGCCCAAGUACCCCACGGCCGAGCGCGACGAGCCCCGGCCGCAGCGGCCCCGGCGCGGUCCCGCCGCGCCCGCGCCCGCCGUCCAGGCCUGCCGUCGCUGGCGCUCCACCGCGGAGAUCGAUGCGCCCGACAGCCGCCGCGCCCGGGCCCCGCGCGUGCCCGCGCCGCGCGGCCCCGCGCCCUCGCCGUCCGCGCCCUCGCGCCGGCUCCUGUACGGCUGCGCCGGCAGCGACUCCGAGUGCUCGGCCGCCGGGCGGCCGGUGCCGCUGGGCCGUCGGGUGCCGUCGGGGUGCGGCCCCGGGGGUUAUGGCGAGAGCGAGUCGAGCGCCAGCGAGGGCGAGUCGCCCGCCUUCAGCUCCGCCUCCAGCGACUCGGAUGGCAGCGGAGGCCUCGUGUGGCCUCAGCAGCUGGUGGCGGCGGCCGGGGCCUCGCCGUCGGGGCCCGGGGGUGCGGCAGGCGUUGCGACCCCCGCGGGCCCCGCCAAGGUCUUCGUGAAGAUCAAGGCAUCGCAUGCGCUGAAGAAAAAGAUCCUGCGUUUCAGGUCCGGCUCUCUGAAGGUCAUGACAACUGUGUGAGUUGGGGGGGGCACGGGCUUGGGAAUC
This is a messenger RNA of Phodopus roborovskii (desert hamster), 1963 nucleotides long. RefSeq names its product dishevelled binding antagonist of beta catenin 3 (gene Dact3). The record is from RefSeq and is a predicted model, not a curated record. The coding region runs from base 98 to 1936 and encodes 612 amino acids. Gene Ontology annotation, cellular component: cytoplasm. NCBI's taxonomy places the organism in Eukaryota, Metazoa, Chordata, Mammalia, Rodentia, Cricetidae. The transcript is spliced from 4 exons. Gene Ontology annotation, biological process: negative regulation of canonical Wnt signaling pathway.